This is a messenger RNA of Molossus molossus (Pallas's mastiff bat), 1300 nucleotides long. RefSeq names its product monoacylglycerol O-acyltransferase 1 (gene MOGAT1). NCBI's taxonomy places the organism in Eukaryota, Metazoa, Chordata, Mammalia, Chiroptera, Molossidae. The record is from RefSeq and is a predicted model, not a curated record. Gene Ontology annotation, biological process: diacylglycerol biosynthetic process; triglyceride biosynthetic process. The transcript has 6 exons. Gene Ontology annotation, molecular function: diacylglycerol O-acyltransferase activity. Gene Ontology annotation, cellular component: endoplasmic reticulum membrane. The coding region runs from base 118 to 1125 and encodes 335 amino acids.
UCCGCCCAGCGGGUAUCCCGCGCGAGACCCUGAUCCGACCGCGCACUUUCCACGGGCGGUGCAGAACAGCCAGGUUACAGGUGGCCGCAGUCGCGCCGUCCUCGCCGGGGCCGGGCCAUGAAGGUCGAGUUUGCGCCGCUCAACAUCCCGCUGGAGCGGCGGCUGCAGACGGCGGCGGUGUUUCAGUGGGUCCUGUCUUUCUUGCUCCUUGCGGAGGUGUGCAUUGGAGUCCUCUUGCUACUGAUCGUGUACAACUACUGGUUCCUAUACAUCCCUUACUUGACGUGGCUCUACUUUGACUGGCGCACCCCAGAGCAAGGAGGCAGGAGGUCCAACUGGGUCAGAAGCUGGACCGUUUGGAAGUACUUUAAGGACUAUUUUCCAAUUCAUCUCAUCAAAACUGAGGAUUUGGAUCCAAGUCACAACUACAUAUUUGGGUUUCACCCCCAUGGAGUGCUGGUGGCUGGAGCCUUUGGAAAUUUUUGUACAAAUUAUUCGGACUUCAAGAAGCUGUUUUCCGGCUUCACUGCGUAUCUCCACGUGCUUCCCAUUUGGUUCCGGUGUCCUCUCUUCCGAGAAUACCUGAUGAGCAGUGGGCCAGUGUCAGUUUCCAAGAAAAGCGUGUCCCACGUGCUGAGCAAAGAGGGAGGUGGGAACAUCUCCAUCAUUGUCCUGGGGGGUGCGGAGGAGUCACUGGAUGCCCAUCCCGGGAGUUUCACACUGUUCAUCCGCCAGCGGAAAGGAUUUGUGAAAAUUGCUUUGACCCAUGGUGCUUAUUUGGUUCCAGUGUUUUCUUUCGGUGAAAACGAACUAUUUAAACAAGUGAGCAACCCUGAAGGCUCGUUGCUUCGAACUGUGCAGGAUAAACUACAGAAGGUCAUGGGGUUUGCUCUGCCGCUGUUCCACGCCAGAGGGGUUUUCCAGUACAACUUCGGCCUGGUGCCCUACAGGAAACCCAUUCACACUGUCGUUGGCCAUCCAAUCCCUGUUCAACAGACUCAGCACCCAACCCCGGAGCAGAUUGAGGAGCUGCAUCAGACCUACAUGGAGGAGCUCAGGAAAUUAUUUGAAGAGCACAAAGGGAAGUACGGCAUUCCAGAGAACGUCACUCUCAUUUUCAGAUAACUGUGCUCUUGGCAUGCAGGAGGAUGAGCCAACAUCCCAGUGAGAGAAUAAACAUGUUAAAGACGUUUAUUUUUUUCCUUGACUAUGGAAUUAAAUUUGCAACUCAAAAGUAUUAUUUAUAGUGACAGAUGUUGCUGUAGGUAGGUCUGUGUUAAAUAAAAAUACAGUGUGUGAC